Prunus armeniaca (apricot) is the source of this 261-nucleotide messenger RNA. NCBI's taxonomy places the organism in Eukaryota, Viridiplantae, Streptophyta, Magnoliopsida, Rosales, Rosaceae. The record is from the annotation of a GenBank genome assembly.
AUGAAAUCCAACAUUUUCAGUUGUCUCCCACAACGUGUUGUUACACUUCCUACAAGGACAACGGAUUCUAGUUGCACCGGGUUGUGUCUACGUGCAAACUCAAUCCUCGAUUCCAUCCAAGUAUUCGUAUGCGCAUCUAUUCAGGUUCUGUAUCCACCUCCUGCUCAUAAUCCUGGAACCACAAUCACAACAACUUCAUACGAAAUUAUAAUGUCACCUUAUGCCUCCAGUAAGGGGCCUAUCUCAUUCGGGAAUGCAUAG